Molecule: messenger RNA, 3840 nt
Organism: Lethenteron reissneri (Far Eastern brook lamprey)
Lineage: Eukaryota; Metazoa; Chordata; Hyperoartia; Petromyzontiformes; Petromyzontidae
Product: zinc finger and SCAN domain-containing protein 2-like
Biological process (GO): regulation of gene expression
Cellular component (GO): nucleus
Source: RefSeq, a predicted model, not a curated record
GUCUUUUUCUGUGUGCGCAUGUGCAAUGACCUUGUAGGAACUGCCUCUACUUACAAACGAGUUGUGUUGCAGGUGGUCUGUCUGGUCAUGUAGAUGCCACUGGUUCUUCACGUUCUGCAUCACGGUCAGCGACGAGGGCAUGUCCGAGGCUCCGUCGUCCGAGGAGGGGCAGUCGCCCGUCGGGCGAGACGCUGGAGGGGACCCCGGCCGUGAGACGCCGUCCCUUGGAGGAGAUGCUCAGCGCGAGGAUGUUCAUGCCGCCGCCGAUGAGAUGGCAGCCUCUUUGCCGGUGGAGCCACGCGACGGGAAAGCGGGUCAAGAAAAGCCGAGGAAUGAGACGUGGCCACGGGUGAAAGUUAAGAGUGAAGACACCGAUGAUAGUCAGGAAGAAUCCGACAUUCGUUUGAAAGAAGAAGACUCUGAGUCCGAAGGAGAGGACCUUAGUAGUGAGGAUGAGGAUCUUAAAUCCGAUGAGCGAGACCUUCAUUCCAACGAGGGGGAUGAUGACGACCACGAUGAGGAGGAAGCCUUCGAGGCCGGCGGUUCCAAAGGGAGGCUUCGGAGAGGGCCACGGAGCUCACGGAGAGACGGGGUGAUUUCGUCGGACGUGGCCGAGAUUGAGGUGGUCCUGGAGGACGACAGCAGUCGUAGGAAUUCACCGAUCGACCAGAAGGCCCGCGACGAGAAGAUGUCCCACCGGUGCUCCCUGUGCGGCAAGGGAUUCUCCUGCUUGUCGCGCCUCAAGAGCCACACGAUGACGCACACCGGUGAGCGGCCCCUCGAGUGCUCCGUGUGUGGGAAGGGUUUCCGAAAGUCAUCAGCCCUCAAGAGCCACGCGAUGAUCCACACGGGGGAGAAGCCGUAUCGGUGCUCGCUGUGCGAAAAGGGAUUCAUUGAGUCGUUCGCCCUCAAGAGGCACAUGAUGAAGCACACGGACGAGAAGCCGUACAUGUGCUCGGUGUGCGGGAAGACCUUCACGGACUCGUCGACGCUCAAGAGCCACCUUCUGAUCCACACGGGCGAGAAGCCGCACGAGUGUGCGACGUGCGGGAAGACCUUCGCGCGUAUCUCCAACCUCAGGAGCCACGCUAAGAUCCACACGGGCGUGAAGCCCCACCAGUGCCCCACGUGCGGCAAAGACUUCAUCGAGUCGAAGUCACUUAAGAAUCACAUGAUGGGCCACACGGGAGAGAAGCCGCACAAGUGCUCCGUAUGCGGGAAGGACUUCAAGCAGAUAUCCACACUCAACAUCCACAUGAAGACCCACACGGGCGAGAAGCCACACAAGUGCGACCUGUGCGCGAAGACCUUCACGCAUUUUUCGACCCUCAAGAGUCACAUGAGGACCCACUCGGACAGGAAGUCGCACAGGUGCGCCCUGUGCGAGAAGGAGUUCGUACACCUGUCGGCGCUGAAGAUCCACAUGAUGACCCACACGGGCGAGAAGCCGCACCAGUGCCCGAUCUGCGAGAAGAGCUUCGUGAGCCUGUCGGCCCGCGACAAGCACACGAAGACGCACAACGUGCAGAAGCCGUACAAGUGCUUCGUGUGCGGGAGGAACUUUGCAGACCCUUCGAACCUCAACUUUCACAUCAAGUGUCUUAAUCACUACGAGGGAGCCGACGGAGGGAGCCGAUGGAGCCGACGGGGCCGGGUGGGCCGAUGGAGCUGGAGAUGUAGAUGCCACUGGUUCUUCAUGUUCUGUAGAUGUAUUUACCACUGGUUCUUCACGUUCUGCAGCUGUAGAUCCCACUGCUUCUUCACGUUCUGCAGAUGUAGAUCCUACUGCUUCUUCGUGUUCUGCAGAUGUAGAUGCCACUGGUUCUUCACGUUCUGCAUCACGGUCAGUGACGAGGGCAUGUCCGAGGCUCCGUCGUCCGAGGAGGGGCAGUCGCCCGUCGGGCGAGACGCUGGAGGGGACCCCGGCCGUGAGACGCUGUCCCUUGGAGGAAAUGCUCAGCGCGAGGAUGUUCAUGCCGCCGCCGAUGAGAUGGCAGCCUCUUUGCUGGUGGAGCCACGUGACGGGAAAGCGGGUCAAGAAAAGCCGAGGAAUGAGGCGUGGCCACGGGUGAAAGUUAAGAGUGAAGACACUGAUGAUAGUCAAGAAGAAUCCGACAUUCGUUUGAAAGAAGAAGACUCCGAAGGAGAGGACCUUAGCAGUGAGGAUGAGGAUCUUCAAUCCGAUGAGCGAGACCUUCAUUCCAACGAGGGGGAUGAUGACGACCACGAUGAGGAGGAAGCCUUCGAGGCCACCGGUUCCAAAGGGAGGCUUCGGAGAGGGCCACGGAGCUCACGGAGAGACGGGGUGAUUUCGUCGGACGUGGCCGAGAUUGAGGUGGUCCUGGAGGACAGCCGGAGUCGGAAGUGUUCGACGAUCGACCAGAAGGCCCAUGAUGAGAAGAAGUCCCACCGGUGCACCCUGUGUGGCAAGGGAUUCUCCUGCCUGUCGCGCCUCAAGAGCCACACGAUGACGCACACCGGAGAACGGCCCCUCGAGUGCUCCGUGUGUGGGAAGGGUUUCCGAAAGUCGUCGGCCCUCAAGAGCCACGCAAUGAUCCACACGGGGGAGAAGCCGUAUCGAUGCUCGCUGUGCGAAAAGGGAUUCAUCCAGUCGUUUGCCCUUAAGAGGCACAUGAUGAAGCACACGGACGAGAAGCCGUACAUGUGCUCGGUGUGCGGGAAGACCUUCACGGACUCGUCGACCCUCAAGAGCCAUCUUCUGAUCCACACGGGCGAGAAGCCACACGAGUGUGCGACGUGCGGGAAGACAUUCGCGCACCUCUCCAACCUCAGGAGCCACACUAAGAUCCACACGGGUGAGAAGCCCCAUCGGUGCCCCGCGUGUGGCAAGGGCUUCAUCGAGUCGAAGUCACUUAAGAAUCAUAUGAUGAGCCACACGGGAGAGAAGCCGCACAAGUGCUCCGUGUGCGGGAAGGACUUCAAGCAGAUAUCCACGCUCAACGUCCACAUGAAGACCCACACGGGCGAGAAGCCGCACAAGUGCGACCUGUGCGCGAAGACCUUCACGCAUUUUUCGACCCUCAAGAGUCACCUGAUGACCCACUCGGACAGGAAGUCACACAGGUGCGCCCUGUGUGAGAAGGAGUUCGUACACCUUUCGGCGCUGAAGAUCCACAUGAUGACCCACACGGGCGAGAAGCCGCACCAGUGCCCGAUCUGCGAGAAGGGCUUCGUGAGCCCGUCGGCCCGCGACAAGCACACGAAGACGCACAACGUGCAGAAGCCGUACAAGUGCUUCGUGUGCGGGAGGAACUUUGCGGACCUUUCGAACCUCAACUUUCACAUCAAGUGUCUUAAUCACUACGAGUCUUGAAGCCGAGCGCGUGCCGUUUAACGUUCAGAGGCAUCGCUUUAAACUCCUUGGCUUGACGGCCACUGGAGGCUUGGCUGCUAUCGCCCGUUGCUGACAUUGGGAAGCUGCAGAUUUAAUCGUGUUCCGAUGCACAUUCUUACCACCUAUUCAUCCCACUACGGUGUUUAUUUAUCAAGUAUACCUUUGAGUCAUCUGGGAAACCUGCUCGCAUCAAUGGAAUCCCAUCAUAGGGGUUUUUGUGUUGGAGCGUGUAAAUAUAAAUGUGUCGUUAAACCCACCACCACCCGCCACAGCCAAUUAGGUAAGGGGUUAACCCCUCCCCCCCCCUGGUGGGUUUAACGACACAUUUACACGAUCUAAACCCAAAAACCUCCAUCAUGGAUAACAUUGAUCGCAAAAGCCUCCUGCUGCUACGUGUUAAAUGGAACCCCAGUUCCACUUUCAAGAGGCCGAAUUCCACCACGCAGGUCUGCUCCCUCACUUAACAGCGGUAAAUGCUUUCCAAA